GGUACGGCUACACGUUGAUUCCAGUUGACGUGGAGCCGGCGACAGUGCUGAUUGUAUUCAGCUUGGGCGCCCUGGUGCAUGUCGUGCUGGUGCUGCUUGUCAAGGGCGAGGAUGCCGCGGACAAGUUCCAUGACUAUGACGGUCUAGCUGGGAAAAUGCUGCUGGCACUGCGUUUGGCCCUCUUCGCAGGGUUCAUGUGGGCGCUGACAAGCACGAUGCAGGGUGCUCCGUUCAGGAUCCGACGAUUCUUGGCGACCUUCGGCAUAAUUGGUACUUUGUACUUUGUGGGGCCGCCAUUGCUCGUGCUUGUCGUUUCCAUCUUCGCCCCGUACUGGCGGCCACCCAUCCUCAACAGCUGCCUGAUCCUUUUGCAGAUUGGCACUGCCUGGUGGUUGCAUUCCCUCUUCCUCUCCAGAGGGGAGUACUUCGAGGUGUCGGACCUGAACUCCUCCAGCCUGCCGGGCGGCACGCCGCGCGGCACGCCGCGGGGUUCCCCUCGGGACUCCCCGCGCGACCGCAAGAGAGACUGAGAUCUGACCUGAUCUCGGGUGAGAAAGGGCUUCAAAGAGAGCCUGCCUUCGCCCAUUGCUUGUGCGAGCUGCCUGCCGAGCAGGG
This is a messenger RNA of Effrenium voratum, 615 nucleotides long. The record is from the annotation of a GenBank genome assembly. NCBI's taxonomy places the organism in Eukaryota, Dinophyceae, Suessiales, Symbiodiniaceae.